This is a messenger RNA of Drosophila persimilis, 1535 nucleotides long. RefSeq names its product F-actin-capping protein subunit alpha (gene cpa). The transcript is spliced from 3 exons. Gene Ontology annotation, cellular component: actin cortical patch; F-actin capping protein complex. The record is from RefSeq and is a predicted model, not a curated record. Lineage: Eukaryota; Metazoa; Arthropoda; Insecta; Diptera; Drosophilidae. Gene Ontology annotation, biological process: barbed-end actin filament capping; actin cytoskeleton organization. Gene Ontology annotation, molecular function: actin filament binding. The coding region runs from base 199 to 1059 and encodes 286 amino acids.
UUUGUAUAUCAUAUCAAAGGAAAAGCAUUAAGAAAAACAGUCGAGUUGUCAGUAUAGUAGUACUACUAAACGCAGCCCAGCAGCACCGGCCAUAGAAACGAGAGCACGAGCAACGAGGAGUGCAGAAAAGAACACACAAACCAAACAACUGCCCCUGCCCCUGCACCUGCACCGAUUUCGUGAAUCACCAACGGAAUUAUGGAACAAACACAGAUUACAGAUGCAGAAAAGGUGCGCAUUGUGUCCGACUUCAUUCUGCACGCUCCGCCCGGCGAGUUCAACGAGGUGUUCAACGAUGUGCGCGAGCUCCUCAAGAACGACGCCCUGCUGAAGGACGGUGCCAGCCACGCCUUCUCACAGUACAACAAGGACCAGCUGACACCGGUGCGCAUCGAGAACAGCAACCAUAGCGCCAUUAUAUCGGAGUUCAACGAUUUGGGCAACGGUCGCUUCUAUGAUCCACGUACAAACAAGGCCUUUAAGUACGAUCACCUACGGAAAGAGGCCUCCGACUACCAGGAUGUGGAGGCGGAUGCCGAUUCAGAGCCGUGGAGGGCGGCCCUGGACUUGGAGACGCUUGCAUACACUGCCUGUCACUAUAGACACGGGGUCAGCUCGGUUUUUGGAAAGUCGCAGGGAAACCAGAUCACGCUAAUCAUUUGCAUUGAGGACCACCAGUUCCAGCCGAAGAACUACUGGAACGGCCGAUGGCGUUCGCAGUGGCACGUCACCUUCCAGGCGGGCAGUGGCCUGGCCGAGCUGAAGGGCGUGUUGAAGGUGCAGGUCCACUACUACGAGGACGGAAACGUUCAGCUAGUGUCCUCCAAGGAGUGCCGCGAGAGUGUAGUGGUCACCAACGAGCAGCAGAUGGCCAAGGAAGUGAUGCGUCUCAUCGAGGAGGCCGAAAACGAGUACCAAUUGGCCAUUUCGGAGAAUUAUCAAACGAUGUCGGACACAACUUUCAAGGCAAUGCGCCGCCAACUGCCCAUAACCAGGACCAAGAUCGACUGGAGCAAAAUCGUCUCGUACAGCAUUGGCAAGGAGCUGAAAACGCAAUAAGACCAGGAGCUGCAAGCGGAAGCGGAGGCGGAGGCGGAGGGGACACAGCAGCAUUCGACUAAGCGGCCCAACAGUCUUCCACUUGCAAUGGCCAAGCGUCGAGAUAUGUAACUGAAGAAACAGCAGCAUUAACAUUAUAACAUCCGAGGAACAGAAGGAACAGAACACGAUCACGAAUACAACUUUAAACUAAAUGUCUGUAAUUUGCCUAUAUACAACAUACAUACAUACAUAUACAUACAUGCAUAUAUACAACGUGUAUUUACAAUGUGUUAUAUAUAACUAAACUAACGAUGAAUGCACAUGCAUAGCUAUAUAGAUAUAUUUAAUUACGAUCCGAGAUGAUUCAAUUAAAUGGAUUUGGACAAUGAACGAUGCGCUGUUGCCUCGUUUGGGUCACAGUCAGUCAGUCGCCACCAAUUGUCGCCUUUAUCGUUUAAGAUGAGCAUUAAACGCGGUUUUUAUCAUGUACGGUA